Myripristis murdjan (pinecone soldierfish) is the source of this 2767-nucleotide messenger RNA. RefSeq lists its product as uncharacterized. The record is from RefSeq and is a predicted model, not a curated record. Lineage: Eukaryota; Metazoa; Chordata; Actinopteri; Holocentriformes; Holocentridae. The transcript has 9 exons. Bases 12 to 2603 code for a protein of 863 amino acids. Gene Ontology annotation, cellular component: membrane; cytoplasm. Gene Ontology annotation, molecular function: tRNA binding; double-stranded RNA binding; nucleotidyltransferase activity. Gene Ontology annotation, biological process: regulation of translational fidelity.
UCAGACCUGCGAUGGCUCAACUCCAGUCGCUUCAUUUUUCCGUGGGCAUUUUGGGCAUCGCCGGUGGUUCUCUCCUGCUUUUGGUGAACAGCUAUGCCAGCUCUCCUGGGGAAGACUUCAUCUCCCAUACUGCACUUGGUUCUCUGCUCCUUAUCAUCGCUGCCCUCAUAGCUUAUGCAGGUUUCCGUGGCAGUCUGUCUCACGCCCAGCUGUUUUCCAAUCUGUGUCUGACUGUGUCGGCUCUGUGGUGUGGCUCAGGCCUGGUGUAUAUUCUGGUAGGGCAGAAGGUGCUGCAGCCCACGGAGCUGAGAUCAGCUCUGGUCCCCGGCCUUGCAGCGUUUACCCUGGCUCUGCUCCUCAUCGGCACAGUAGCGCUUUUAGUGAAGAAAGCAGUCGUGUUUGUCAUUGCUCUAAGCAUCAGUUUAGCAUGUGCCCAUCAGAUUGCUGGUCUGUCAGCCACUGGUUUUGGCCAGUCUGCCACAGCUGCUAACUACCUCCUUGUCACUCUAGUGGGUGUUUACCUUGGUUUUGGACGCUUGUUGUCCUUUAUCACCCAUGGGAAAGUGGAACCUCCAGGAACUGGCCUGAAGAAAAAAGCUGAAGUGAAAACGGUGCAGACCCACGACUGCACCGAUGUAGCAUCUGUGGGUGUGGUGAUGAACUUGCUGUCUGCCUGUGUGUUAGCCUGUCCCCUAUUAGGUGUGGUCCCUCAGCUGUCCACAGGUCACGUCCCCUGGCUGUGGACUGCUGGGGUUUUCCAGCUCGCUGUGUGUGUCCUUCUCUACCGUGCCAUGGACACACUAACUGCCACCUUCUUUGGCUUCACUGCUCUGCUGAAAUUCGCUGAGGGCUACAGCGCUCUCCUGACGUUCUACUCAAUCCAGCCUCUUUCCCCUGUUCCUUUCCCUACUGUCUUCUCUGUGCUUUUCUUCAUCCAGGCUCUGUUUAGUUGUCAGAAAAGCUUGUUGGAUGGGUUCUAUCAACUAUUUUUUGUGGCCUACUGCAUUGCCAUUGCUGCACAGCCUCAAGGCUUCUUCCAUGGAGGCGCCCAGGGCGUACAAGCAGCUAUAUUUGUAGUCUCCGCCGGCAUGCUUUUAGUUACCACGUUCAAUAUGGCCUCCAGUAAGAAGAUUCCCAUGGGGCAGGGCUUUUUCAAGGCUGUAGUGACCAGAAUGACCUGUCUCACUCUCAGACCUCAUGGUAAAGACCUACAUGCACCUAACCUGGGCUACUCCAAAUACGCAGACGCAGAAGUGUUAGGCCAUGCCUGCAGCAUGCUGGCUGCUUUUGCCAUCACAGCCACUGUAGGUGACAGAGGUCCUCUGUAUGUGCUGAUCCUGCCCUGGGUGGUCGUGGCUGGGGGGUUGCUCCAGCUGCUGUGUGGCUCCGUGGCUUUCUCUCGUGGUAAAACAUUUGAGAGCACAGCCUUUAUUCUGUAUGGGGUGAUGUGGACAGUGUGGGGGCUCACGCGAUUCGGGGGCCUUUAUGGUGAAAACAGAAGUUUCAGUGUGGCUGUUGGGAUCAUUAGCUUCAUGCUGUUUAACCUUUUAGUGACAGUUGCAGCACUCUUUCUAAAUGUAGCCUGGUUCACCUACGCUCUUACCUUUGAACUCAUCCUCAUUAGCUUCUUAUUGGAUGCAGUAGGGGCCCUGCCGUAUGGUUAUGACAUCGGCGUCACUAUCAUCUUUGGCCUUGUCAGUUUCUAUUGUUUUCUGGCUCACAUCUUCAACAGCACCUUCCAGUCGCCCCAGAUCCCCUUAGGGAAACCUUUAGUCAAGCUGAAUGGGGUUGGGACAGGCAGAGACAUCUGUCCACAUGUACCAGCCCGCAAGGCCACCUCUGUGCAGCAGAUUGCAGAGAUUAUGAAAAAUGGCGGCAUAUGUGGAAUGCCUACUGACACCGUCUAUGUGCUGGUGGCAGCGUGCAACAGGCCCGACGCUGUUGUCAAAGCUUAUAAGGUGAAGAAGCAGGCUCAGGACCGGCCCAUGUCAAUGUGGAUCUCCUCCAUAAAGCAGCUGGAGCCAGUCAGGCACCUGCUGAGCCCUCUGCUCUUGGACUUUAUGGAGGCCGCGUGGCCCUCCUCCAUUAGCAUGGUUAUACCGAGAGGCCCAUGGAUGGAUACUUUUGGUUUAGGGGAUGCAGCCAAACACAUUGGAACUCCACAAAGCAUUGCAAUCAGAAACCCAGACUGCACUGUGGCCACACACCUCAUUAAUAUGGUGGGGCCCAUUGCUGUGACGUCAGCCAACCCUACAGGCGAGGCAGACACAACUCACCACAACCAGGUUUAUGCCAAGCUGGGUGACAAGGUGGAUGGUGUGCUCUGCGAUGGACCCUCCCCAGAGAAUAUUGCUUCUACUGUGGUUGACUGCACCAAGAUAGAAACUGGACACAUUGGUUUCUUCAGAGUUGGUCUCAUCCCUAAAUCUAAGGUUCUCCAAAUCUUUGAGGAGGUGCAGAAGCGGCACAGACAGGGAGAGAUAAAUCCUGCUUUUGAGGAUGAUUUCUCAGACGCACAAAGGAACACAAGUUCAGGAGAGGAGAGUGCCACCGAGUCAGCAGGAGAAACAGGAACCUCAACCUCAAGCACAGCUCCUCCAUAAUAGUAAUAUAUAAAGGCAGAGGAGGCACAAUUACUUUAGUGUAUGAACCUUAAGAGGAAUAAAUUGUACACAAAUACUAUCACAUUUUUUUUCAAGAAUGGAUCACCUAUUAUUUCGAUAAGAAAUAUGUAUAUAUGCUGUAUUACAUCACGUUCAUUAGCAAU